AUGAUUAGAAAAUAUUUGACCAUUAUCCUUGGAGUAGAUGGAAUUCAAGUAGCCAGGAGAAAUCCUGUUGGGAUUAUGAGUUCUUCUACUGGAGACAUUACAAACAUAAAAGGAAAAAGUUUUCUUUCUGCUAGUGGCUCAACAGAGUUAGGCAACAUUCAAAUCAAAUAUGUUGGUGUUAUGACUGCAUGUACCUACGUGUUAGUUUGUUUUUUUCGUUUAGUGACAGGAAUCUUACAGUCUCUAGUCGAUAAUAGCAGCAGCAGUACAGAUGAUUCCAUAAUUAGUGAUCAGUUUAUACCAGAUACUUUGUUUGCUUUCAUUUAUGCAUUUAUUGGAAUAGUUCCGAUAAUGACUAUUCGAAAAUUAUAUAUACAAAAUUCAGAUAAAUUUUUAUGGAGUAAUUUUUUUGGUUAUUUGCUUUCUAUGUGGAGCAUAGAACAUGGUUUUUAUACUUAUAUUAUGAAAGAUUAUGAAAAAAUAAACUCAUUAUACUUAAUUCCUGGUACUGAACAAUUUAUUUGUCCAAGUCAUCGUAAAGAUAGUUGUGAUAAUCUUAGACCUACAAUUAAUGAGUAUAAAGCAAUAUCAAUUACUUUUAAUUUAGCAUUAAGUGUAUGGUAUGUAAUUGAUCAUAUAUUUAAUAAGAAAUACAUGUUAUCAUUUCAUAUUGGUGAGAUAACCCUUGUAACUGGAAAAUUUGUAGAUCCCAAUGCAAUGCUUGUUGAUGGAUUACAUGCUUUUAUGGAAUUAUGGCAUAUUUCAAAAUAUGAUCAUGAAAGACGUAAUUUAAUAUAUUCAGACUUUAAUCGCAAACAACCAUAUGAAUGCCCAUUACACAAUAAUCCAAUUUCUACUUGGACAGAAAUUUCAUAUUCUUGCAUGGAUUUAAUAAUGAAAUUGACAAAUGAUGCAGAGAAAGAGCUGGAGGUUGUUCAUGGAAAUCUGGAAGUUAAUCCAACGCUUGAUACGUUAAAGAAAGAUCCAAUAUAUACAGAAUUGUAUUAUUUGGAAAGAUAUCAUUUGAUUUUUGGUGAUAAACAUAAAAUUAUCAGAAAAUUAUAUGCUUUAUUCAUUGUUCCAAUUUUCAAGGAAUCGAUUGAAUAUAGAACAGCUAUUGUUUGUAAAGAUUUUUAUACCGUUAUCUUUGCGAUACAAUCGCUUACAACAUUAACUACCAAAUCAAUAAAAGAAGAUAAAUACGGGGUUGUCCAGAACCAUAUUUCACCAAUAUUUGAAUCGUUGUUGCUAUGUUUGAUAUUACUUGAAAAUUAUGUUAAGGAACCACCACUUGAUUAUUGGGAUAUUGGAGAUCCUUAUUCAACCACAUCAUCUAAAGUCUUGGCUGAACCCUACUGA
Molecule: messenger RNA, 1359 nt
Organism: Entrophospora candida
Lineage: Eukaryota; Fungi; Glomeromycota; Glomeromycetes; Entrophosporales; Entrophosporaceae
Source: the annotation of a GenBank genome assembly